Messenger RNA from Strongyloides ratti, 945 nucleotides. RefSeq lists its product as hypothetical. The record is from RefSeq and is a predicted model, not a curated record. Bases 1 to 945 code for a protein of 314 amino acids. Lineage: Eukaryota; Metazoa; Nematoda; Chromadorea; Rhabditida; Strongyloididae. The transcript is spliced from 3 exons.
AUGACUAUCAACUAUUGUGAUAUAAGAAAGAUCUGUAGAUUAAUCUUUAUCCUAUCAUUAAUCACCGUAAAUACCAAUGGUAUUAAUAAUGAUAAUUAUUUCACAGCUAUUAAAAAGUCACCAUUAGAUUUUGCAGCAAUCACUUCACAAUUAGGAUCCGCUGAAAGAAUGAGAUAUGGUAAAAGAAAUGGUUUUGAUGUUACAAUGUUACCACAUGUUUAUAAAUUAACAGAAGUUGGUAAGAGAAAUGAUAAUGAUAAUAUUAAUAAGAGAUCAAGUAAAUAUAUAAUGGAACUUGGGGAGUAUUCAAAUUUAGGGAAACGUUCUGAUAACUUUUUACCUGAAUUGACUAAAUUUAAUGAAGUUGGUAAAAAAAGUAAUUAUUAUGAUAAUUUACUAAAAAAAUAUAAUCCAUUGACUAAGAGAUAUCGUGGAGAUGUUAGAGAUAUAACACAUCUCUAUAAUUUAGGUAAACGUCCAAUGUUAUCAGAAAUUGGUGAGUAUGAAAAUGUUGGUAAAAGGAAUAGUGAACAUAUUCCACAUAUUAUUGAAUUUGAAAAAUUUGGAAAACGUAACUCACCAUACCUUAAUGAGAUUGAAAAAUUUCAUGAAUUAGGUAAAAGAACAUCUUAUAACCAGGUAAUACCAAUAUAUGAAAGUGCUGGAAAAAGAUCCUAUUAUCCAUUUUAUGAUAGUGAUACAUAUUAUUAUGAUUCUGUUGGUAAAAGAUUAAGUUCAAUAAUAAAAAAUGUUGCUGAGUAUAAUGAAGUUGGUAAAAGAUCAAAUUCUUUAAUACCAAAUUUAGUUCAUUAUAAUGAUUUUGGUAAAAGAAAUGAUGAUUAUGAAAAUUUAAAUUAUUAUUUUCAACAUGGUAAAAGAUCACCUAACUUGAAUGCCAUCAUUCAACAUCUUAAUGAUGCUGAUAGAUUAAGAUUUGGAAAAUAA